GUUCAACACUGCCCCAGUUCACCACUUCCAGACCAUUUAUUCCGGCCGUGCUCUUUUGUCUCGAACAUGGAGCCCCCUGCCAAGCGGUCGCGCAAGUUGCUCGACGACGAUAGCUCUAGUGACUCGGGAGAUGACUCUGGCGGAGUCCCUAUCACCAAUGAGGACGUUACAUUCAAGAUCAACGAGGACUAUGCGCGUCGCUUUGAAUACAACAAGAAGCGGGAAGAGAAGCAGCAGUUAGAAUCGAAAUUCGGCAAGUCGUCGCUCGGAAAGCGCCAUGAUCGCGAUGACGAGUCUGGUGACUCGGACGACUCAACUUCGGAGGAGGAAGACGAGGAUGGUGAAUUGGCCACUACGGCCAUGGAUGCUGAGAUCAUGGCGACCUUGAAAGCUAUCCGAUCGAAAGACCCCCGCGUUUACGACAACAAUGCCACCUUCUACACCCCAGUCGACGAGGAAGCGACCGCGGAGAACAAAGAAAAGAAGCACAAGCCCAUGACCCUUCACGAUUACCAUCGCGAGAACCUGUUAAGCGGUGCCAACCUGGCAGAGGAGGAGACGCCUAGGACCUAUGCUCAGGAGCAGGAAGAACUGAAGAAUGCGGUGGUGAGGGAGAUGCAUGCUGCCAACGCAUCGGCUGACGAGGAUGACGAGGAUGACUUCCUUGUCGCCAAGUCUGCACCUGAGCCUCUUCCACCAGCCAAGGUGGACCUCAAUGUGGAGAAUGCGGACAAAGACCCAGAGACUUUCCUUUCAAACUUCAUGUCCUCAAGAGCAUGGAUUCCUGCCGGCAGAUCCGAACUGCAGCCUUUUGAGUCUGACGACGAGGAUGAAGAUCAGCGAGCAGAGGUCUUCGAGGAGGCGUACAACUUCCGCUUUGAGGAUCCCAGCAAAAUGAACGCAGCCCUGAUUACUCACUCUCGUGGCAUGACCAACAAGCAGUCGGUUCGCAGAGAUGAAAAGAGCAGCAGGAAGAAGCGCAGAGAUGCAGAGCAGCAGCAGAAGGACGACGAGAAGAAGCAGCGUGAAAUCGAGAAGAACCGCCUUCGCAAGCUGAAGAUGGAGGAGCUCCAACAAAAGAUCAACCAGAUCAAAGAGGUUGCCGGUAUCCGUGCAUCCAAGAUGACUGAUGAUGAUUGGGUUGGGUUUUUGGACGCCGCCUGGGAUGACAAGAACUGGGAAGAAGAGAUGCACAAGCGUUUCGGCGAAGACUACUAUGCGGAGGACGGCAGGGAAGGGAGUGGCGACGAGUCUGGAAGCAAGAAGAAGCGUCCCAAGAAGCCCACGUGGGACGACGACAUCGACAUCAAAGACCUUGUGCCCGAUUUCGUCGAUGACGACGACGAGAAGCUUGCAUUGGAUGGGUCUGAUGUCGAGAUGGAGGACGAUGAAGAGAGCGGCAACAAGAAGAGCAAGGCCCAGGAGAGACGAGACCUGAAGCGCGAAUCCCGCAAAGACCGACUUCGUAUCGAGGAGGCCGUGGACCGCAACCUGGAUCUUGACAUCAGCCUUCUUCCCGGUGCGACCAGGAAGAACGCUAGCGGAUUCCGUUACCGCGAAACAUCGCCUCAGAGUUUCGGUCUGACAGCCCGGGAUAUCCUCAUGGCCGACGACACCCACCUGAACCAGUUUGCCGGCCUGAAGAAGCUUGCUUCGUUCCGUGAAGCCGAGAAGAAGCAGCGGGAUCAGAAGAGGCUGGGCAAGAAGGCCCGUCUAAGGCAAUGGCGCAAGGAUACUUUCGGUGAUGAAGAAGGACCCGCAAUUCCUCUGGAAAGCCCAGAUGCGCCUGCACCGGCGAAGAGUGCCGAAGCUGGCGAUGUUGACAUCCGUGACGGCGAGCCCAAGAAGAAGAAGAGAAAGAGGUCCAAGAAGCACUGAGCGUGUGCUUUUUCUAGUUCAUGACUUACAGCACAUGCAUCUGGGACGUUCAGGGUUUAAUUGUUUAUGAUAGGGCGUGUCAAUAUCAAAUGCUGUCUAUUCUUCUACCAUUUAUUCAAAAGUUUGCGAUAUAUAUUUACCCGAUCUGCAUAAUAUAGACAUGCAUUUGUACAUAAGAGAGUCUUGUUUACGUAUCCCAUGCACUGUUGAAAAUGCUGUUGCACCUGCUUAGCCAAUCAGGAUACUCCUUUGUGUUGUUUUCUAUUUAUACCUGUUUCUCUUUCACCGUUUGUAGAC
This is a messenger RNA of Aspergillus heteromorphus CBS 117.55, 2175 nucleotides long. RefSeq names its product KRI1 family protein. The record is from RefSeq and is a predicted model, not a curated record. Gene Ontology annotation, biological process: endonucleolytic cleavage in ITS1 to separate SSU-rRNA from 5.8S rRNA and LSU-rRNA from tricistronic rRNA transcript (SSU-rRNA, 5.8S rRNA, LSU-rRNA). Bases 67 to 1878 code for a protein of 603 amino acids. Gene Ontology annotation, cellular component: nucleolus; 90S preribosome. The transcript has 2 exons. NCBI's taxonomy places the organism in Eukaryota, Fungi, Ascomycota, Eurotiomycetes, Eurotiales, Aspergillaceae.